This is a messenger RNA of Arabidopsis thaliana (thale cress), 1673 nucleotides long. RefSeq names its product FBD, F-box, Skp2-like and Leucine Rich Repeat domains containing protein. The transcript has 2 exons. The record is from RefSeq and is marked reviewed. Lineage: Eukaryota; Viridiplantae; Streptophyta; Magnoliopsida; Brassicales; Brassicaceae. Bases 200 to 1147 code for a protein of 315 amino acids.
UCAUAGUCAACUCUCAUCUCUAGUUUAGAUUUUUAUUUUAUCUUUCCAUCCAAAGCCAUUGUAAACGAAGCUUUCCUAAGAAGUCUUAGAGAGAAACUAAAGACUCUUUGUAGCGGAUCUGCGAAGGCAGAGCUAUUGGUUUGUUUGGUUAUUGGUUUCUUCGGCAGCUAAGAAUCGACCAUUUUGGUGAAGAUAGCAAAUGAGUAACCAAGGAGCAAUUCGUAGAUCUGGAGAAGAUAGGAUAAGUAGCUUACCUGAUCAUUUGCUAAGUCAGAUACUCUCUAAUCUUCCUACAGAGAAUGCUGUUACUACUAGCAUUUUGUCCACCAGAUGGAAAGAUCUCUGGCUUUCAACCCCUGUCUUGGAUAUAGACAUUGAUGCUUUCGAUGAUGCCACUACAUUCAUCAGUUUCGCCACUCGGUUUCUUGAUUCUUUUAAAGAUUCAUGCUUACACAAGCUCCAGAUUUCUUUUCAGAUGGAAGCUGUUGAUAUGUGGACAAUCAUACCGUGGAUCGAAGACGCUGUUAAGCGUAGAAUCCAACAUCUUGAAGUUGACAGUCGUAUUGAUCAUAUGAUUGAUACGCUGCCUCUAACCGUUUACUUAAGUGAGAGUUUGGUUUCAUUGAGACUUCAUCUUGUGAUGCUGCAUCGUUUCGUGUUUGUGUCAUUACCUAAUCUUAAGGUGAUGCAUUUAGAAGAGAAUAUCUAUUCUUAUGCUGAGACUAUGGAGAAGUUUAUCUCAUCAUGCCCGGUUCUUGAAGAUUUAACUGUUGUUAGAAAUGUAGAUGAAGCCACUGAGAAGGUUUUAAGGGUGAGCUCUCAGUCACUAAACAGUCUCAAACUCGUUAUUGAUAGUUCCAAGUGUUGGUAUAAUGAUGAUAGUGACGAUUGGAAGGUUGUCAUUGAUGCUCCUCAGCUCGUGUAUCUAAGUCUUAAAGAUGAUCAGUCAGUGAGUUUUGUGAUAAACAAUUUGUGUUCAUCUGCAAAGGCAGAUAUCAAGGUCAGUUUUAAUGUGUCCGAUAUUUGGGAUCUAGAGGAGUCGUUCGAGAGAAGCAAUGUCGGUAAAUUUCUCACCGGGCUCUCAAGCUUAAGGGACAUGACUAUUAGUGGAACAACUUUGAAGGUAUAUAUGCAUACAAAUAUAUAAAACUGGUCAUUUGAAUGUGUCUCUUAGGAUGAAAACUGCAUUUUCUUUGUGUUUUGCAGAUCAUUUGUCACUACUUGAAGCACGAGCCGAUGCCUCAGUUUCGUAACAUGACGCGGUUACAUGCGAAAUUCUAUGUUUGUGAUUUGGAAAUGUUGCCAUGCGUUCUUGAGAGCUGUCCAAAUCUCAAAUCACUUGUCUUGAAGCUGAAAGGUGAAAUGGAAAAUGAAGAAAUCAGUCUAUCAUCAUCAGUGCCGAAGUGUUUGCAAUCAAGCCUUGAGAAUGUUGAGAUUAUACGACCAAACUAUGGAAGUGGAGAAGAGAUGAAACUAUCAAAAUAUUUCCUUGAGAAUUCGCUAGUCCUCAAGAAGUUUAAGCUAUGCAGAGAUUGUCAUAGCGAGGAACAAGAGUCUCUCGUCGUUAGGGAACUCAUGACAUUCCAGAGAUGUUCUAGUGCUUGUGAAAUCAACGUUGUUAGAUUUCAAAGAUAGGCUUGGUAAUUUGAUUUGGCUAUUAUGCAUCAAUUUUG